GCCCCCAGACUCUUGUUGGUUGGUGAGCAGCUGCUGGCACAAUGGGGGACGAGCUGACAGCGCAGGAGAAGUAUCAUCUGAUCACCCGGAAUUUGCAGGAAGUUCUUGGAGAGGAUAAGCUGAAGGCCAUCUUGAAGGAGCGUGAGCUGAAGAUCUAUUGGGGGACGGCCACGACGGGGAAGCCUCACAUUGCUUACUUUGUGCCCAUGUCCAAGGUUGCUGACUUUCUCAAAGCUGGAUGUGAGGUGACAAUCCUGUUUGCCGAUCUCCAUGCCUACCUGGACAACAUGAAGGCCCCCUGGGAGCUGCUGGAGCUGCGGACCCAGUAUUACGAGAAUGUGAUCAAGGCGAUGCUGGAAAGCAUCGGGGUGCCUCUCGAGAAGCUCCGAUUCGUCCGCGGGACCGACUAUCAGCUCAGCAAGGAGUAUACACUGGAUGUUUACCGCCUGUCCUCAGUUGUCACCCAGCACGAUGCUAAGAAAGCGGGCGCGGAAGUGGUGAAGCAAGUGGAGCAUCCGCUGCUGAGCGGCCUCCUCUAUCCAGGACUGCAGGCGCUGGAUGAAGAGUACUUGAAAGUUGAUGCACAAUUUGGAGGAGUGGACCAGAGGAAGAUUUUCACCUUUGCGGAAAAGUGCCUCCCGUCCCUGGGCUAUGCCAAACGCAUCCAUCUAAUGAACCCCAUGGUGCCUGGGCUGACUGGCAGCAAGAUGAGCUCUUCUGAGGAGGAGUCCAAGAUUGAUCUCCUGGACCGUAAGGAUGACGUGAAGAAGAAGCUGAAGAAAGCUUUUUGCGAGCCGGGGAACGUGGAAAACAACGGCGUCUUGUCCUUCAUCAAACACGUGCUCUUUCCGCUCAAAUCAGAGUUUGUGAUCCUGAGAGAUGAGAAAUGGGGAGGGAACAAAACCUACACAAGCUAUGGAGAGCUGGAGAAGGACUUUGCUGAGGAGGUUGUCCACCCUGGAGACUUGAAGAACUCGGUUGAAGUGGCUCUGAACAAGCUCCUGGAGCCCAUCCGGGAGAAAUUCAGCAGCCCUCAAAUGAAGAAACUGGCCAGCUCUGCGUACCCUGAUCCCACAAAAGCUAAGUCUGUGGUCAAGGGCCCUGUGAAGAAUUCUGAUCCUGAGGAGGUGGUCCCUUCCCGGGUGGACCUCCGUGUGGGCAAAGUGCUCUGCGUGGAGAAGCAUCCUGACGCAGAUGCCCUGUACGUGGAGAAGAUUGAUGUGGGGGAGCCUGAACCCCGGACGGUGGUCAGCGGCCUGGUAGAAUUCGUGCCCAAAGAGGAGCUCCAGGAUAGGCUGGUGGUGGUGGCGUGUAACUUCAAGCCCCAGAAGAUGAGAGGGGUGGAAUCCCAGGCCAUGCUGCUCUGCGCAUGCAGUGGUGGGGAGCCUUCCCAAAUAGAGCCCCUGGACCCGCCUGCAGGCUCCUGCCCGGGAGAGCGCGUGUUCGUGGAGGGCUAUGAGAGCGGCCAGCCGGACGAUGAGCUGAAGCCCAAGAAGAAGGUCUUUGAGAAGCUGCAGGCCGACUUCCAGAUUUCUAAGGACAGCACGGCUCAGUGGAAGGGGAAGAAUUUCAUGACCAAACUGGGGAACGUCUCAUGCAAAACCCUGACGUGCGGCAGCAUCCGCUAAGAC
Molecule: messenger RNA, 1631 nt
Organism: Euleptes europaea (tarantolino)
Lineage: Eukaryota; Metazoa; Chordata; Lepidosauria; Squamata; Sphaerodactylidae
Gene: YARS1
Product: tyrosyl-tRNA synthetase 1
Exons: 13
Coding region: 42-1628 (528 amino acids)
Biological process (GO): tyrosyl-tRNA aminoacylation
Molecular function (GO): tyrosine-tRNA ligase activity; ATP binding; tRNA binding
Source: RefSeq, a predicted model, not a curated record